Meleagris gallopavo (turkey) is the source of this 850-nucleotide messenger RNA. The record is from RefSeq and is a predicted model, not a curated record. Lineage: Eukaryota; Metazoa; Chordata; Aves; Galliformes; Phasianidae.
CUGCUGGGUUGUGCCCUCCCCAUCAUUGGUUGGGAACCUUUGUCUGAGUGUCUGCUUUCCCUGGCUCCUGUGGCCUGUGACUGGCAGAGGAGCAGAGCCAUCUUGAAGAUACUGACCCUGGGCUCUGGUUGCCCAGCAGGUUCCAUCCUGAGGAAAGGAGGCCAAAGCCUUCCCCGUUUCCCCUGGAGAAACUGUCCGGCUUCUCCAACCUCUCUCCGGGACAAGCAAGACCAAGAUGUGUUGCUUCUUCUUGACAGAGAUUGCGCUGGCUGAGCUAGAUCACAUCAAUCUGAAGAAGCAGAUGGUUCUGAAGUUUGCAGCCAUCAUAGGGCCGGUGUUUACCACCCAGCAGCUGGCUCACAUUGUUCCCAGAAGCAAAAGGCCAGGGAUUAAUUCCCUUCUGAACAUGCUGGUGGAGGACAACAUCCUGAAGCGACUGGACAACUUCAAGAAGCCAGAAGACUGGCAAGGUGCUACAGAGGGGCUGCCCACCUCUGCGCAGGCAGGCAGAGGGGUGAAGAGGCCCUCUGCCAGCAGGAAGACCAUGCAGCAGCAGCAGCAGCCUGAAAUCCUGGCCUUCUGCAACCCGCUGCUGUGGGAGGCAACUUACGAGCUGUGGCCCACGAGGCAGAAGGUCGACAUUCACCGUGAAUGUGCCGCCUUCCUGGAGAGGCACGCACACAAAUGCCAGGGGUGCCACGGAGGGGACUUUGUGGCCUGCCACCGCUUCGGCAUCUCCAGCCCCCAGGAGCAGGGGAGCUGCCAGGGCUCUGCUGACGAGGACAACUGGAGCAGCUGGGAGGCCUUGGUAGUUGCUGGAGAACACCUGCGCAGGGCUAGGACCCUCCCU